CUAAGUAUAAACAAAUUUUUGUUUGUUUGUUUUAACUUACUUGGUCUAUAGCAGCUUUCCCCCUUCAGUAAUAACGAGCAGCGCAGGUGGGAGCUGACUUAGCACUACUAAGUUAAUAGUAACAUGCUUAUUCGUGCACACGUGUUUAAGGUUUCAUAGAGAAAUGCCUUUCCAUUGUGUAAUUUCAGCAGCCCAGUCAGCUACUUUUAUUGCUGUGUUAUAUUAAAAUACUAAAUAUAGUACAUUAUUUAAAUAAAUGAGUAGGAUUAAAAUAGAGAAUUGAUUAAAAUACAGCCUUUAAAAAAUAUUUUUGGAUAAAGUAGCAGGGUCCAAGUGAAAUUCAGUCUUGGUUUCCUUUACAGGGAUAGAGCUAUUCACAGUCAGACGACUUACACGUUUUGCAGGAUCUCCUGAGGAAGGCAGACUCUGAACCAGCAUGAAGACUGAAUCUUGUGUUUGGUCUUGAUUUAUAAACCAAACUUUUAUUCUAAUCAUGUGCGAAGUGGAGGUCCUACCAUGGAAACCAAAAUCUUACUUCCUGCUUGACAUAACUCACUUCAAGAAGUGCACGAUGUCAGAACGUGGAAUUAAGUGGGCCUGUGAAUAUUGCACGUAUGAAAACUGGCCGUCUGCAAUCAAGUGCACCAUGUGUCGCGCCCCAAGACCUAGUGGAACUAUUAUCACAGAAGAUCCAUUUAAAAGUGGUUCAAGUGACGUUGGUCGAGAUUGGGACCCUUCCAGCACUGAAGGCGGAAGUAGUCCUUUGAUAUGCCCAGACUCGAGUGCGAGGCCAAGGGUUAAGUCUUCGUACAGCGUGGAAAAUGCAAACAAAUGGUCGUGCCACAUGUGCACGUACUUGAACUGGCCGCGAGCAAUCAGGUGUACCCAGUGCUUAUCCCAGCGUAGGACCAGGAGUCCCACAGAGUCUCCUCAAUCCUCAGGGUCUGGCUCAAGACCCGUUGCUUUUUCUGUUGAUCCUUGUGAGGAGUACAACGACCGGAAUAAACUGAACACGAGGACCCAGCAUUGGACUUGCUCUAUUUGCACAUAUGAAAACUGGGCCAAGGCUAAGAAAUGUGUUGUUUGCGAUCAUCCCAGACCUAAUAAUAUUGAAGCCAUUGAGUUGGCAGAGACUGAAGAGGCUUCCUCAAUAAUAAACGAGCAAGACAGAGCUCGAUGGAGGGGAAGCUGCAGCAGUAGUAACAGCCAAAGAAGAUCACCUCCUUCUACGAAACGGGACUCGGAGAUGAAGAUGGAUUUUCAGAGGAUUGAACUGGCGGGUGCUGUAGGCAGCAAGGAGGAACUUGAAGUGGACUUUAAAAAACUAAAGCAAAUUAAAAACAGGAUGAAAAAGACUGAUUGGCUCUUCCUCAAUGCCUGUGUGGGGGUUGUAGAAGGUGAUCUAGCUGCUAUAGAAGCCUACAAGUCAUCAGGGGGGGACAUUGCCCGCCAGCUCAGUGCCGACGAAGUGCGCCUGCUGAACCGCCCCUCCGCCUUCGACGUUGGCUACACCCUGGUGCACCUUGCCAUCCGCUUCCAGAGGCAGGACAUGCUCGCCAUACUGCUCACGGAGGUGUCUCAGCAAGCCGCCAAGUGUAUUCCAGCGAUGGUGUGUCCGGAGCUGACGGAGCAGAUCCGGCGAGAGGUAGCUGCCUCGCUCCAUCAGCGGAAGGGGGACUUCGCGUGCUACUUCCUAACCGACCUGGUCACGUUCACAUUGCCCGCAGAUAUUGAAGACUUGCCUCCAACAGUCCAAGAAAAGUUAUUUGAUGAGGUGCUUGACAGAGAUGUUCAAAAAGAGUUAGAAGAGGAGUCUCCAAUUAUAAACUGGUCCUUGGAAUUGGCUACGCGCUUGGACAGUCGGCUCUAUGCCCUUUGGAACCGGACAGCAGGAGACUGCCUGCUUGACUCGGUGCUGCAGGCGACCUGGGGCAUUUAUGACAAGGACUCGGUGCUGCGGAAAGCCCUGCACGACAGCCUGCACGACUGUUCACACUGGUUUUAUACCCGUUGGAAAGAUUGGGAGUCGUGGUACUCGCAGAGCUUCGGUUUACACUUUUCCUUGAGGGAGGAGCAGUGGCAAGAAGACUGGGCAUUUAUUCUCUCCCUCGCCAGCCAGCCGGGAGCGAGUCUGGAGCAGACGCACAUUUUUGUACUUGCACAUAUCCUCAGACGCCCGAUUAUCGUUUACGGAGUGAAGUAUUAUAAAAGCUUCCGGGGAGAGACUUUAGGGUACACUCGGUUUCAAGGUGUGUAUUUGCCUUUGUUGUGGGAACAGAGUUUUUGUUGGAAAAGCCCCAUUGCUCUGGGCUAUACCAGGGGCCACUUCUCCGCGCUGGUUGCCAUGGAGAAUGAUGGCUACGGAGGCCGGGGCGCGGGUGCCAACCUGAACACCGACGACGACGUCACCAUCACCUUCCUGCCCCUGGUGGACAGCGAGCGGAAGCUGCUGCAUGUGCACUUCCUCUCCGCCCAGGAGCUCGGUAACGAGGAACAGCAGGAAAAACUGCUCCGGGAGUGGCUGGACUGCUGCGUGACCGAGGGGGGCGUCCUCGUGGCCAUGCAGAAAAGCUCCCGGCGGCGAAACCACCCCCUGGUCACCCAGAUGGUUGAGAAGUGGCUUGACCGCUACCGGCACAUCCGGCCUUGUACGUCCCUGUCUGAUGGGGAGGAAGAUGAAGAUGAUGAAGACGAAUGAACAGGCCACCGAGCAGGAGACAAGGAUGGGCUCUGGCAGCCUCGCAGCGCGUGGUGCUCCAAGCAGAGUGCAUGGCCUGGACCCAGCGAGCCCGCAGGGCCUGCCCGCCCGGAGGGGUCUGAGCCGCACCCCGUGGAGGUGGCGUCUGCCGAGGACCCAGCUUCGUUUGGACUCCAGUUUGUAAACUAAUUUCAUUAAGACAGAACUCCUUCCUCUCAUCGUAACUCUGUCUGUAAAUGUACCGCAUGUGGUUGUGUGAGAAGUGGUGUAAUAGGAAAAGUUGUACCAGCAUCUUCCUGUCACUGAGAAGCUCUCCCAGCAUGGGCACCUCCCAAAGCUCACGGCAGACGGCUUUGUUCCUCUGAGAUAUUUUUAAGUAGAACCUGGCUUUCUGUUUCCAUCUUACAGACACACUUUACAUUGAGUCUCACCAGAGCUCUAGAGAAUUAGGAACUUUUUGUACAAAUUGUCCACAGCAAAACAUAAAAAUAAAAACAAGCUUAUUUUAUUAACAUUUUAGUUCCUGUUGUGCCCAAUAAAAUCAGAUCUUUAAGGAACAAGCUGCAAGGAAGGGAAGAAUUUUUAUUGAGUGAACUUCAUGUAGACAGUCCGUUCCCUUGUUUUGGUUUCUAUUAUUUUGUUGUUUCUGACACGCCCCUUUCAGUGUUUAGGUAUUUAUUUGUUUGGAAAAGAGGAGAGCCCUUAAAACCAGGGUUCUUUUGCCAGACUCUGGGCAACAGCCCCUGCGUGAGCGGCUCUUCCCGGAUGCAGUCAGGGUGUGCUCGAGACGGAGCUGGGGCCUCCGCUCACUGGACUCUGGGCAGCGCUGCUUUCCACACGGCCCCGUGGGAUUCUGGUGUCUUUUGUCAUCAGCUCUGCUAAGCAAACCGUGCUAGCAAGGCAUGCCUUUGCCGGGGCUAACUGGGAUGUCAGUUCAGCACAGAAUAAAGAUUUAAAAUGCAGUAAGGUGGUAAGUGCAUUGUAUUAAUGAAUUUCUCAGUGGGUAGUUGAGAAUUUUUGCAUGUUGGUUAAUUGUGGCCAUUCUUAUUUAAAGUUAAAAGUAUACUCUUAGGUAAGAAAGACUUUUUAUAAGAAGUAUUAUUUUACCACUUCAGGUAAACAUUCAAGGUGGGUCAAAGAUUUCACACCUGUCUCAGGAGCACAGAGUUCGUGUCCUGAUGAGCACUUUGUAGACUGUUGACGUGGCAGAGAACUUGGAAAGAAGCCCCAGGAUACACACACACACUUCCCUCUGAUGGACAAACACCUUCAAAUGUUUGCUUCUGGUUUUCUUCUAAGUUCUUUUGAGAUGGCAUUGAAAUGUGCACAGCCUUGGGGUUGGGUUUGGGUACUAAACGCAGAAGAAUGCCCAGCAGCUGUCCUGUGUCCAGUUCUUUCUCCCCCUCUGCAUACGCAUCAGGUGUGCCCAGGACAAGAGAGCCGCUCUGCGUGCAGCCGGACUCCAUAGAAACAGGCUUCAGUAUAAGAAUGGUGACUGUUACCGUUCCAAGUGGCUAACACUUUUUACACAUUUGCUGUGGUUUGCUUUCAUUUUGGUCAGUAAUCAAUUUUUAGCAGGCUGCCAUUCUGACUACUUGGCGUGGAGCCUCUCGAAACUUCUGUUGUAGUUGCUGUAAGCAAAAACUACCCUCCCAAUCGAAGCCAAAGAGAUGUCUGAGGUUAGAGCAUCUGGUCACUACGUCCACACUGCGGUCAGUGCUGUCCAGAGGGUCCCAGGCCCGGUGUUAGCCUGUGUGCUGUGGUCUCUGAGUGUCGUCCCCCCCGAGGUGCCUCUAUUUAUUGACCCGUGACCCUGACCACAGCUUAGCAGGUGCAGCCCUUCCCUGUGGGAAGAAUUGUAGAUUCCAGGAUCCCAGGCCCGACGCAGGUGGGGCGGAAGUGGUCUCACAGCAGGUUGGGUGAAUCAAUGUUAUGUUAAGCUCUUGAACUAUUAAACAGCCAUAUUUGUUUUCCUGAGAGAGUAUGUAGUCCUUCCCCAAAGGGUACGAGUAUGUGGCUGGGUGACAGACGUGUGUCUUCUGGCUGACGGGACAGCAACACCUUACCUGUGUGGCCUUACGUGCACGGUGGUUUUCCCAGGGCGAGCAGUGUGUUCUGUUCUAACUGGAACCCAGGUGCGUUGACUUUCUGGUCGGCUCGCGCUCACUGGUCUGACUGGUCUGUUCGGGGAGGUCAGCUGUUCCUGGGCGGCUGGGCCUCCAUCUCCUGCACCUGUCAGCCUGCAUCGAUGGCCUGUUUCAGAAAUGGUCACGAAGACGAUUGUGGACCAUGUUCUGCUCCUGGACCGAGUGCUCCGUUCCUGUCCUGUGAGGAGGCUUCGGUGUGACCUUUCAUGGCAGAGCUGCGAUGGGACGACUACCUUGAAAUGAGCCAGGUUGAUGGGUUUAGAUGCCACGAUGGUCUUUUUUUUAAAUGGGUAGGGAAGGGUGAAAGGAGUGGCGCCUGGAGUUGUUGGAUUUGAUUCACGUGGCGAUACCUAGCGAGUACUAAGGGGCUUAAUUUAACAAGGGAGAGCAAGCCAACUGCGAGUUCUUAACAUACAGAAACGGCUGAUGUUAAUUAUUUUGUAAUAUUUUUUUGUAAAUACCGUUUUAAAGGAAGAAUUUUGAGGUUCACCUUCCUUCCUGCAUUAAUGCUCGAGCCAGGUGAUUUUGCUUUUGGGUCAAUUAAAAUCAAAACUCUCUUGAC
Messenger RNA from Miniopterus natalensis, 5407 nucleotides. RefSeq names its product zinc finger RANBP2-type containing 1 (gene ZRANB1). The record is from RefSeq and is a predicted model, not a curated record. NCBI's taxonomy places the organism in Eukaryota, Metazoa, Chordata, Mammalia, Chiroptera, Miniopteridae. Gene Ontology annotation, biological process: protein deubiquitination involved in ubiquitin-dependent protein catabolic process; protein K33-linked deubiquitination; positive regulation of Wnt signaling pathway. Gene Ontology annotation, cellular component: cytoplasm; nucleus. Gene Ontology annotation, molecular function: K63-linked polyubiquitin modification-dependent protein binding; cysteine-type deubiquitinase activity.